GACCAAAAAUAAGCAAUCCACUCUGUUUCAAGCUGUCAACAAAACAUGUCGUCGUCUUCUUCUUCUUGCCAAUAAAAACAUUCUUGGUUUAGGAAAUAAAUCUCCUGAUAAUAAGAAGAAAACGCGUAGGGGACUAGAGAAGCAAUGAUGAUUCGUGUUGUUCUUCUUCUUUGUUUCGUUUUCACCAUCCCUGCCCUAGUAAUCUCGGACGACGAGACUAUCUAUGAGAUCCUCCAGGAGAACGGGUUGCCGUUGGGGAUAUUUCCUAAAGGCGUGAAAGAUUUUAGAUUCAACGGUGAAACGGGACGGUUCUUGGUUUAUUUGAAUCAGUCGUGCGAUGCUAAAUACGAGACGGAGCUGCAUUAUGACGAGAAUAUUACGGGGACGAUAGGUUACGGUGAGAUCAGGGACUUGUCGGGAAUCUUGGCGCAAGAUCUGUUCCUUUGGUUUCCGGUUAAAGGGAUACGAGUCGAAGAACCUAGCUCCGGUCUUAUUGUUUUUGACGUUGGCGUAGUUCGCAAGCAAUACUCGUUGUCUUUGUUCGAGACGCCUAGGGAUUGUGUAGCUGUUCGUGGUGAAAACAAGGUUCAGUCAUCUGUAUUUCCAUUGUAUCAAGUAGAUCAAACUCUCGGGAGAGAUGUUAUUUAGCCGGAAUUUGAAAGGAAUGUUGUUAUAAUAUUAUACAAGAAAGAUAGACAGAUGCUCUCAUCAAUUCUUGAAGAUUUUUAACCUUUUUGGUCUCAAAUCAUUAAAAAAAAAAAAACUCAAGGUUCAUAUUUGUGAGGGACUGAACUGAGAAAAGUAAGAUAAAAAGAACAAUAUCUACUUGUUUUUUGAGAGAUGGUAAAAGAAUGGAUCAGUUUUUUUU
Molecule: messenger RNA, 868 nt
Organism: Brassica oleracea var. oleracea
Lineage: Eukaryota; Viridiplantae; Streptophyta; Magnoliopsida; Brassicales; Brassicaceae
Exons: 2
Coding region: 145-648 (167 amino acids)
Source: RefSeq, a predicted model, not a curated record